This is a messenger RNA of Loa loa (African eye worm), 609 nucleotides long. RefSeq lists its product as hypothetical. The record is from RefSeq and is a predicted model, not a curated record. The transcript has a single exon. Lineage: Eukaryota; Metazoa; Nematoda; Chromadorea; Rhabditida; Onchocercidae. Bases 1 to 609 code for a protein of 202 amino acids. Gene Ontology annotation, molecular function: protein binding.
AUGCCCCAAUUACUUUUACUGUAUUUCAUCCUGCAGGUGCCGCUCAUGGCAAGUGUCGACAUAUGCCAACAUUGCCGUUGUGACCGACAUUCUUAUACUAUCAGCUGUACGGGGUAUAACAUUUUGUUACGGUCAGUGAUUGCACCGCAUUGGGCCAAGACUCUGCAUCAUAUGUUCAUGCGACAUUUGCCUCAUUUUGUUCAUAAUGAAAAUAUUAAAAUUCUCCGGAUCAACUUCUGCGACUUGACACAUAUUCAUCCAUUGUCGCUUACUUCGUUACCAAAUCUGGAAACGUUACAUCUUGCUGAUAAUAUGCUAACAGAUCUACCAUCGGAAUGUUUCUUUGAACUUACCAAAUUGCGGAUUGUAAAUCUGGCACGAAAUCUGUUCCGUGACCUGAAUCUAAUCAGUGAAACGCUUCCAAGAAGUCAUAUUCUGGAACAAUUCAGCAUAGGUGGUAAUCCAGUAGAGAUGAGUUCAGUUGGUAUUCAGCUUCCUUUGGCUCGACAAUUGCACCGAUAUGAACACCAAUAUGGAAACGGUCAACGAUUCUACUAUAACUUUCUUGCCCAGUAUCCGAUGCAGUGCAUCAGAAACGUUCUGUCGUAG